AUGGAACACGAGGGAAGGCAGUGCUCAUGUGCCCUGCUGACCCAUGCUGCCCUGUGUGCUGCCCUGUGUGCUGCCCUGUGUGCUGCCCUGUGUGCUGCCCUGUGUGCUGCCCUGUGUGCUGCCCUGUGUGCUGCCCUGUGUGCUGCCCUGUGUGCUGCUCACUGUGCUGGUUCUGCUGUGAUGCAGGUGCAGGCGGUGCUGCUGCUGCUGGGAGGCAGGGAGGUGCCGCCAUCCAUGGUGGGCAGUGUUCCCCAGCACCACUUCAAGGUGCCCCCCGCCCACUCCCCCCCUCUCCCUCCCCCUCCCCCUCCCCCUCCCCCUCCCGCUCUUCCGCCGUCCUCCUACCCGUCCUCUUUUUCACCCCUCCCACCUCCUGCCCUCGUCCUCUCCUUCCCACCUCGUUCAUGCCGCUCAUUCUCACUUCCUACAUUCCUUCUCGUUGUCCCACAGGCGUCCCUCCUUCCCUUCCCUUCCCCUCAUCUUCCUGCGUCCAUGCACGUGCGGCAUGUGGGGGGGGGAGUGGGGGGCGACCUGCCGGUGCGGCUGAACCAGCCGCAGCGCCUGGCGUCUCUCAACCGCUUCCGGGAGAAGCGCAAGGAGCGCAACUUCGACAAGAAGAUCCGCUACAGCGUGCGCAAGGAGGUGGCGCAGAGGUGA
This is a messenger RNA of Closterium sp. NIES-65, 657 nucleotides long. NCBI's taxonomy places the organism in Eukaryota, Viridiplantae, Streptophyta, Zygnematophyceae, Desmidiales, Closteriaceae. The record is from the annotation of a GenBank genome assembly.